Molecule: messenger RNA, 147 nt
Organism: Funneliformis geosporum
Lineage: Eukaryota; Fungi; Glomeromycota; Glomeromycetes; Glomerales; Glomeraceae
Source: the annotation of a GenBank genome assembly
UAUACUUUUCCUUCAACUCUUGAAUCAAAUAACAUUAUGGGUGUCAAACAAUACAUUAAAGACAUGCAUCGAUCUUUAAUAGCCUUGGCCAAAGUUGAUACUUUAAAACUAAAUAGAACUGCUAUUCGACAACUGGUUGAACAAUAG